Rhodotorula graminis WP1 is the source of this 1761-nucleotide messenger RNA. RefSeq lists its product as uncharacterized. Bases 1 to 1761 code for a protein of 586 amino acids. The record is from RefSeq and is a predicted model, not a curated record. The transcript has a single exon. Lineage: Eukaryota; Fungi; Basidiomycota; Microbotryomycetes; Sporidiobolales; Sporidiobolaceae.
AUGUCGACCACCGCCUCGACCAGCACGCCACCGACGGCGCAGGGCCAGCCGCACAAGUCGUCCGGCAAGCGCGUCUUCCGCAGCAUCUCGCGCUUCCUCUCGGGAGGAGGGUCGACCACCAAGCAGCGCCCCAAGCUUCCGCACCACGAGCAGGGCAGCAAGGACGGCCUGACCGCUACCCGCACUCGCACCAAGAGCCCGCGUCGCACGAGCAGCAGCCGCAGCUCGUCUCGCUCGCGGCGCACCAACGGCGACGACGACAACGACCUCGACCUCGACCGGGCGGGCCUGCACCGCCACGACCCGAGCCAGCGCACCCGAGGGCACUCGGUGUCGGCUCGUUCGGCGCUCUCGGGAGCCGACACGGACGCGUCCAUCUACGCCAUGUCGCCGUCGACCCGCGGCCCGUCGAGCAUCGUCUCGAGCCGCACCGUCGACUCGUCGUCGCACGACGCCUCGUCCCUCGCCCCGACCCACAAGAGCUACGCGUCGACCAAGCCGACGACGCUCCUCUCGGUCGACCUCGGCGGCGCGCCGGGCGCCAACCGCAUCGCCGUCGUGCCCGGCACCGGCGUCGGCGCGAGCGGCACGGGCCCGGGGUUCCUCGGCGCGAGCGCCGGCUCGGCCGGCUCGCACGGCCUGUCGUUCUCGUCAUCCCUCCCCGCAACGUCGAGCCCGACGCUCGCGCCCCCCAUCCCGGCGUCGGCAGCCGCGACCGCGCCGUUCGCCGCCGCGCUCCACACCCAGCACCGCCACCGACCCUCGUCCUCGUCGACCUCGUCGUCGCGCUCGCUCGUCUACCUCCCCGACGGCACCUCGCUCGACCUGCCCGACUCGCCGACCGGCGUCCCGUCGCACACGUACGCCCACCCGCGCAACAACCCGCACCCGGCGUUCCCGCCCGCCGACAACGCGAGCGUCCUGACGCUCGCCAGCUCGUCGUUCGCGCCGAGCGUCAUGAACAGCGGCGGCGCGAGCGUCGUCGGCGCCGCCGCAGGCGACAAGGCGGGCGCGCGCGCGUCGUGGACGAGCGCGGGCGGCCUGCGCGCGUGGAGCACACGCCAGGCGCGCUCGCUGCACGGCGGCGGUGGGAGCGGCACCAAGUCGCUGCUCGGCGCAGCGCAGGGCGCCGAGGCCGACGAGGACGCGAGCGUGCGGGCGCUGGCGGGCAGCCGGCGCGCGAGCGACGAGAGCCUCGGGAGCAGGAGCACCUGGAGCGCCGUCGUCUCUGCGGGUGUCGGGCCGGGCGCAGGCGGCGUCGGUGCCGGCGGCAGGCCUCGCGAGGGCAGCGUCAGGAGCCGGGCGCCGCUCGAGGAUGGCGAGCCGGCGGCGGCGGGCGGCGGCGAGCGGGACCCGAACGAGCGCCGCGCGAGCUUGCGCACGCUCGAGACGGCGCCGUCGAUCGUGCUCCCUGCCGGCGAGACGGACGCUCAACCGGGCGUUGACGGCGUCGACGAGGCGGCCGCCGACGACGAGCCCGUCGCGGCGCACACGCCCGAGGAGAAGGGCAAGAGCGUCGACGCGGCCGAGCACGUUGGCGUCGCGCCCACGCUCGCCGAGACGGCCGAGACGUUCGGCCUCCCCGUCGGCGGCGACAUUCUCGCUGCGUCGGCGGCGUCGGACGGUGCGAGCGGCGCGGGCAAGGACGGCGGCGAGGCGGCAACCGAGGCGAGCACGCCUCGAGGGGAGAAGGGCGAGGGCGAGGCGCUUGGGCUCGGGUCGGCGACGGACGUGGACGGGUCGAAGGAGACGACGGUUUGA